Messenger RNA from Archocentrus centrarchus (flier cichlid), 1312 nucleotides. RefSeq lists its product as uncharacterized. The coding region runs from base 325 to 945 and encodes 206 amino acids. The transcript has 12 exons. The record is from RefSeq and is a predicted model, not a curated record. NCBI's taxonomy places the organism in Eukaryota, Metazoa, Chordata, Actinopteri, Cichliformes, Cichlidae.
CCUCCCCCCAAUAGUAAACUCCUUCCUACGCCCUUGGCUGCGCCCAUUGACGUUUGAUUUCCAGUCAUUUCUUGGCGCACAUUCAAAAUAAGCCCCGGGGAAGGAAAAAAAAUGGUGUGGACCAGCGAGUCGCUGACGUCCCGUAGCGAUUGUUCUCCGUCCUGAAACGCCGCGUGACAGUCAGCAACCCAACUCCAACUCCGCGUCACUGUUUGCUAAGCCAGUUUGACGCCUCUACCGUGUGACGACGAAGUGUGUUUCUGUUUCUCUCUCUCUUUGUUGCGCUAGCACGCGCGUGCUAGUUUUCCUGGCUCCACACCGAGAAUGAGCAUAUUCCAGCGAGACAAGGGCUCAGCAGCCCCUGCUCCAGUGGUCCCACCUAAAACCACUAAGGAGGAGCUAGACAAUCCCAGCAGGCACAACCAGAACAGACAGGAGCCUGGAGAUGGCUCAAAGAUGAUGGGGGUGAUGGGAGUUAUGCAGAAGGUUAAUCCCUUCAAGUCCACCUCUCAGGCCUCGUCCACGGUCAGUAAAGCUGCCUCCGCAGAAUCAGUGGAACAUGCAGCAGACUCUGCACAGAACCCUGGUAUGCUGAAAUGGGUCAUGCAGAAGGUCAACCCAUUCAAGUCUGCCUCACAGGUACCCAAAGAGCCAUCCUCUGGAUGCCAGUCUCUGGAGCAGGGAAAAGAAGACCAUACUCAGAACCCUGGCAUGUUGAAAGGAAUGAUGCAGAAAGUCAACCCCUUCAAGUCCUCUGCACAGAUGCCAAAGAAUGAUCAUCCAGAUGAUUGUGCACAUCCACAAGAGAUUGGAACGGAGCUUCAGGAUAAACAAGAAAACCAGGGCGAUACUGACAACCCUGCCAGCUCUGAAAGCUUGGAUGACAGCACAAUAGAGAGACAUGAAGAAUGCUUACAGGAAGAUCGAAAAAGUAUCCACAGCUAACGAGAAGAAUUCUUACAGGAAGAUCGAAAAAGUAUCCACAGCUAACGAGAAGAAUGCUUACAGGAAGAUCGAAAAAGUAUCCACAGCUAACGAGAAGAAUGCUUACAGGAAGAUCGAAAAAUUAUCCACUACUUAUGGUAAAAAUGCUAAUCAUUUUAGUAAAUACUGCUUCAGCCAUUGUUGUUUUUGGCAACCAUUUGAAUUUUAGUAUUAGUCUUAGCCUUUUGGACGGGAAAGCUUCUUAGUUUUAGUCAGUUUUAGUUGACAAAAAAAUCAUUCUCACUUUGGCAACUGGGACUUUAUCUCUCAGAAUUUGCUGAAGUGCAAGAUUUGUAGUGGUUUUCCAACAAGUUUUAAUCGACAGUUA